Molecule: messenger RNA, 960 nt
Organism: Mesorhabditis spiculigera
Lineage: Eukaryota; Metazoa; Nematoda; Chromadorea; Rhabditida; Rhabditidae
Source: the annotation of a GenBank genome assembly
AUGAUAGGCACCUUGUUAGGACUUUUUGGAGAGGCCUCCACCCUCCAUCUAGCGCUCGAGACCGCCCUGAUCGGCGCCGUCGUCUAUCUGUACUUUACGCGCAAGGAGAACAAGGACACCCGGGUCAAGCUUACCGAGAAGCAAAAAGAUGAGCUGAUCGCAGAAUGGGUACCCGAGCCCCUGGUCCCCGAGACGCCGCAGGAUCAUCCGGUGCUGAACCCGCGUUAUGUUGAGGGAAAAAUGACAAAAUACGCGAAAUACGACGGCAAGGAGUACCUCAACAUGGCCACCAGCAAUUUCCUCGGAUUUGUGGGCGAGAAGAGGAUCGAGGACGUCGCCAAAAAGACGAUCUUCAAGUACGGUGUCGGCUCGUGCGGCCCGCGCGGUUUCUACGGUACCGUCGAUGUGCAUUUGGACUUGGAAAAGGAGCUGGCCGAUUUCUUUGGCUGUGAGGAGGCCGUUUUGUACAGCUACGGCUUCGCCACGAUCGCCUCGGCCAUCCCCGCCUAUGCCAAGCGCGGAGAUAUCGUUUUUGCCGACAAGGGCGUAAACUUUGCCAUCCAAAAAGGCCUCCAAGCCUCCCGGGCUCGCGUCGAAUGGUUCGAGCACAAUGAUAUGGAAGAUUUGGAGCGUUUGCUGAAGCUGCAGGAGGAACGCGACAAGAAGGACCCGAAGAAGGCGGCCAAGAUUCGCCGUUUCAUGGUCGUCGAGGGGUUGUACGCGAACACGGGCAGCAUCUGCCCCCUGCCCAAGUUGAUGGAGUUCAAGUGGAAGUAUAAGGUGCGCAUCUUCAUCGACGAGAGCUUCAGCUUCGGCGUGCUCGGCAAAACGGGACGUGGUGGGUUUGCACUUUCUUUCUCUCCUGCUCCUUCUUCCUUUUUCGAAAAUAACGGCCAAUUUAUUAACGAUCAAAUCGGGGACCCGUUUCACGAAUUAAUAUGCAUCAUCGAUAAGACCUCG